GUCAAAUUAGAGAGAGUGCACGGGAGAGAGAGAGAGAGAGAGAGUAAGAGAGAGAGGUCCAACUCUUAUGCUGGAAGAAACUUUGGAGAAAUGAGUUUAUGAGAUCUACAUGAAGAUAAAGGAGAGGACUCAAGGAAUUAAAAAGAAAUUCAGCCAUGGGAGGUUAAAGAAUGUAGCAAAGGAAGAGCUUGAGAUGGAACUAUACCCAACUGGUUCGAGCCUGCCAGACUGUUCCCACGGAUGCAAAUCGUGCUUUCCAUGCAAGAGGGUGAUGGUGGGAUUCAAGUGCUCAACUGAGUCAUGCCCAAUUGUUCCAUGUGCUUUUGCAAAGGGAGAUACUAUCAUGUACCUUUCAAUUGAAACGAAACGCCUCGAUUGUGUAAGCCUAACCAAGUAGUCAAAUUUCUGAUAAUGUAGUCGCUGAUCACUUAUUAGUCUGAACUUUCCUUUGUGGCCAAAAGCUCCCCUUUUGUGCAUAAGGAGGGUGGAAAUUGAGGAGAACAAGGGGGGAGAAGGAUGAUGAGAAGUUUAGUAGUAGGCGGAUAAAAUGAAUUAGGAAUGUGCUUUUUUCUUUUCUUUUUUUUUUAAUAUCUGAAAAUGUUUGGCAUCAUUGUCUGUGUUUAAUUUCUAUAUUGUG
Camellia sinensis is the source of this 637-nucleotide messenger RNA. The record is from RefSeq and is a predicted model, not a curated record. Lineage: Eukaryota; Viridiplantae; Streptophyta; Magnoliopsida; Ericales; Theaceae.